This is a messenger RNA of Selaginella moellendorffii, 998 nucleotides long. Its product is annotated as translation initiation factor IF-2-like. Lineage: Eukaryota; Viridiplantae; Streptophyta; Lycopodiopsida; Selaginellales; Selaginellaceae. Bases 389 to 919 code for a protein of 176 amino acids. The record is from RefSeq and is a predicted model, not a curated record. The transcript is spliced from 4 exons.
UUUCUAUCAGCAAACUGUCAGUGCUGAUCCACUGUGCUUGAUUCACAGAUGUCUCGCCACGAUCCUCAUGCUGGACGACUACAAGAUAAAAGCCAGGAAUGCGUUUGUCCUCGAUUAUUGCCUGGGGAUCAUAAUGUUCUCGCAAGAGAUUGGGUUUAGCGCAGACCAAACUCUUCAGCUGUAUGCUCUGGGCCUGGACAUGCUAGACAUUGUCAAGAUGCAGGGAACGGCUCGUUUGACGAGGCACAGACGGCUUUCCAGGACAAGAUGAUGUUUCUCAGCUGCCGCGAGUGCGGGAACGAGAACCCGUCCUUCACCACUCAAGUGGACGUCCAAAAGGCAACCGAGUUUUUCACCUCAACGUGAGCACAACCUCAAAGUUAGUAUUAUGAACUUCAUGAACGAUAUCUACAGUGCUUUAACGAACAAGAAAACUAAAACUUCAGAAACUUACCAGCCAGGGCUCUCCAGAUUUUUCCAGCACUACUUCCUCUACGCCUACUGCUUUAACAAGGAGCACUGCCAUGUAACAAAGUCAGAGACUGUGCACAUUGAAACAGCUCUGGUCUUACCUUUGUCGGAGUCCUUGAUCACCGAGGAAUACGAAGCUGCCCUCGCAGCAAAGGCAGCAGCGAAGGCAGCAGCUGAAGCGGAAGAGAAAGCCAGACAAGACGCAGCAGCCCAGGCAGCAGCGGAGGCAGCGGCGGCGGCAGAAGCUUUGAGACUGGCCGAAGAGCGUAAGAGAAAGCCAGAGACACUCGAAGAAGCAGUGGAGUUUGUAGUCCGCGAGAAGAUGGAGGUGGCAAAGCAGCAGCUAGCGGAGGAGUAUAGCCAGCGAGAGCAAGCACUCGUACAAAAGUUUCAGGAGCUAUCCCCAGCAGCGGCACCAAAGGCUGAGCCACCGAAGAAGAAGAAAUAGCUAAAACGUUCGAUGAAAAUUAAAACCGAGGAAACAAGUGCAUGAUGCAAAAGUUCUAUUGUAGUACCUGUGCGUCAUU